Messenger RNA from Habropoda laboriosa, 822 nucleotides. It is a transcript of the gene Rpn12, whose product is annotated as 26S proteasome non-ATPase regulatory subunit 8. The transcript has 3 exons. NCBI's taxonomy places the organism in Eukaryota, Metazoa, Arthropoda, Insecta, Hymenoptera, Apidae. The record is from RefSeq and is a predicted model, not a curated record. Gene Ontology annotation, cellular component: nucleus; cytosol; proteasome regulatory particle. Gene Ontology annotation, biological process: proteasome-mediated ubiquitin-dependent protein catabolic process. The coding region runs from base 1 to 822 and encodes 273 amino acids.
AUGAUCGCAGUGUGUCCGAAAAUGGCAGCGCUGAAGGAUGUUGUUUCUUUGUACAAAAAUUUGAAAGAAGAAUGGACAGCAACUCCGUGUAAUUUGAAAAAAUGCGGUGAAUUACUUAAUCAAUUAAAGAUUGCUCUUACUCAUUUAAUGUUUCUUCCAACAUCUAAUAGUACAGCAAGUCAAAAUGAACUACUUAUAGCUCGUGAUAUUUUAGAAAUUGGUGCACAAUGGAGUAUAAUAACAGAAGACAUACCUUCUUUUGAACGUUAUAUGGCACAAUUAAAAUGUUACUAUUUUGAUUAUAAAUCAGGGUUAAUGGAAUCUGCAUACAAAUAUCAUCUUCUUGGUUUAAAUCUUUUAUUUUUGUUGUCUCAGAAUCGGGUGGCUGAAUUUCACACAGAAUUAGAAUUGUUACCAUCUGAUCAAAUUCAACUUAAUAUUUAUAUUAGACAUCCCUUAAGUUUAGAACAAUACUUAAUGGAAGGUUCAUAUAACAAAAUAUUCUUAGCAAAAGGCAAUGUACCAGCAGCAUCAUACAAUUUCUUCAUAGAUAUUUUACUAAACACUGUGAGAGAUGAAAUUGGAGCAUGUAUGGAAAGUGCAUAUGAUAAAAUUUCUAUACAAGAUGCUUCAAGAAUGCUGAAUUUAAAUUCAGAAAAGGACAUGAAAGCAUUUGCAGUAAAAAAGAACUGGACCCUGGCAAAGGAUGGUUACUUUUACUUUAGUACAACUAAUGAAAAGAAAACUGAAGAACCAAUUCCGAGUUCAGAUUUGGCUACAUUAGCAAUUGAUUACGCGAGAGAACUUGAAAUGAUUGUUUAA